Messenger RNA from Pochonia chlamydosporia 170, 933 nucleotides. Its product is annotated as CMGC/CK2 protein kinase. NCBI's taxonomy places the organism in Eukaryota, Fungi, Ascomycota, Sordariomycetes, Hypocreales, Clavicipitaceae. Bases 1 to 933 code for a protein of 310 amino acids. The record is from RefSeq and is a predicted model, not a curated record. Gene Ontology annotation, biological process: protein phosphorylation. Gene Ontology annotation, molecular function: ATP binding; protein serine/threonine kinase activity. The transcript is spliced from 5 exons. Gene Ontology annotation, cellular component: cytosol; protein kinase CK2 complex; nucleus.
AUGCCCGGUCGGCUCGAACCACUAGUGACGUUACCAGAAAAUGGGGAACUGGACCUGGACACGGGCAAAGGGCGCAAUGCCGUUGUUUUUGAAGCCGACGAUGUAGUUGGUGAUAUAAGAUACGCCAUCAAGGUGUUUAGACGAACCCGGAACAGAAUUGACCGAGAAAUCCAAAUGCUCCAGCACUUACGUGGAGGACGGAAUAUCGUUUCGUAUUUUGAGACCUUGAAUGAUGAUGAGGGAGUGCCACGAGCCUUGGUACUUGAGGCGGUAGACCACACGGAUUUCCGACAACUAUUUCCUCAAUUCGGCAUGGGCGAUAUCCAGUACUAUGCCUCCGAGCUAAUUGAGGCAAUAUGCUUCUGCCACUCGCAUGGUGUAAUGCACCGAGAUAUAAGACCGCACAACAUCGUAAUUAAUCCCCAGACUAAGCAGCUGCGACUAGUUGGCUGGGGUUCUGCUAAAUUCUGGGACCCUGGUGAGGACCACAGUGUCCGGGUCUCGCUCUUCAAGCCCCCGGAGUUACUCGUUGACUAUCGGAAAUAUGACUUCAGUAUAGACAUGUGGGGGUUUGGAAGCGUAUUGGCAUCUUUGGUCUUUAGAAAAGAGCCGUUCUUCCACGGCAACAGUAUAUCUGAUAUGCUGGUAAAAAUUUCCAAAGUUCUCGGCACAGACGAGUUGUUUGACUUCCUCGACAAGUUUGAAAUCGAGCUUGACGAACACAUUCUUUCACAAUUGGAGUAUCAACCGCGACGUCCAUGGUCAAGCUUCAUCACCCCUGAAAAUGAAAGUAAUGUCAGUGAUGAAGUAUUUGAUUUGCUGAACCGCGUGUUGAGAUACAACCCUCGCGAGAGACUGUCUGCUGACGAAGCCUCGUUUCACCAAUUCUUCACUAUGGUCACCGGGAACUAUGUUGUAAUAGAGCAGGAUUAA